This is a messenger RNA of Anopheles coustani, 3004 nucleotides long. RefSeq names its product diacylglycerol kinase epsilon (gene Dgkepsilon). The coding region runs from base 395 to 2050 and encodes 551 amino acids. The record is from RefSeq and is a predicted model, not a curated record. Gene Ontology annotation, molecular function: ATP-dependent diacylglycerol kinase activity. The transcript has 5 exons. Lineage: Eukaryota; Metazoa; Arthropoda; Insecta; Diptera; Culicidae.
CGCGCACCAGAAAGAAAGUGGAAAAUCGUUUUUCCGUCACAUUUCACUUGUCAAUGGCGUAGGAGCCCGUCCGAAGUAGCUAGAUGUAGAAAUGAAGUUGAAAUAUUGUUGAAGCGUUCGGGCUUUAACCUUCUCUGAUACGGGUUCUGUUUUAUUACGAGUAAGCGCGUAGUGUUUAUGGUGUUUUGUGCUUCGAUUUGUCGUAUGGGACACAAACGUUCCACGGGGGUUUGAGUUCGUUUACAUUUCCCCUCCCCUAACCGAUAGUGCGUGAUGCAGAUGCAUUUGCAAGUGAAAGUAGUGAGUGUGUGUUAACAUUCCAAAGAAAGUUUGCUGCAGCCGGGCAGAAGAAAGAAGGCAGAACGGCGGCCGAAUUUGCGACUGUUCACACUUAAUGCGCUUAACCUUCCGUCCCUUCUCGAACACUCGUGGCGUAAUGCUGGACUUUAGCUUUACGCUUUUCCUUUCUGUUCUGCUCGGCCUCGGGUUCAUCUGGCUCGCCGGGCGCUUCUUUCUGAAGGAGGAUGUCGUGUACAUACCGGACAACUGCCGACGGCAUGCGUGGAAAUCGGUGAAGCUGCUGUCGCGGGCCUGCGUAUGCUCCGUGUGCGAUACGUCGAUGUCCUCGAACGGGCACUUUUGUGAGAGCUGCGGCGUCUGUUCGGACAAUGGAUGCGUCCGGAAGGCGGACGAAAAGUUCCCCUGCAAACAGCUUCGCAUUCGCACCCGGGCAGAUGAUGGGUCCACCAGUCGACACCUGUGGGUGAAGGGCAACCUUCCGCUCGGGGCGGAGUGUAGCGUGUGCGGCGAGGACAUUGAUCAAACGAGCGAGCUGGGAUUGUUCGGACAACGGUGCGCCUGGUGCCAGCGGAUGGCACACGAUAAGUGCUUCAGUGAGGUGUCCACGACCCUGUGCGACUUUGGCCCAUUUAAGGAGAUGAUCUUCCCACCCAAGUGUAUCCUAGCGUCGCGGAGUAAGGUGGCACCGAAAGUGCACCUCACCGGCAUCAUUCCACCGGAGUGGAAAGCCAAAUGGCGGCCGUUGAUUGUCGUCGCUAACUCAAAAUCCGGAAGCAGUGGUGCCGACCAGGUUGUUGCCUUAAUGCGGGGCAUUUUGCAUCCCUUGCAAGUGUUCGAGCUGGGCCAGCAUGGACCCCAUGAAGCCCUCCAGUGGGCCAUCCAUGCCGCACCGACACGCUGCCGUAUUUUAGUGGCUGGUGGUGAUGGAACCGUCGGCUGGGUGUUGAAUACGAUCCUGCAGAUGAAGGUGGAGCCGCACCCGGAGGUGGCCAUCCUCCCCAUGGGCACCGGAAACGAUCUAUCUCGCGUGCUUGGCUGGGGCGCCGAAGGUCCGGACGAGUUCGAUCCGAUCGACUACCUGACGCGCAUUGCCAGCGCCGAAACGGUGCAACUCGAUCGAUGGCUGGCGGCCAUUACAACCCACUCCUCGCUGGCACGCUUCCACAUGCCCGGUUUCAAGCCGGGACGACAUUUUUACGUGUACAAUUAUUUGAGCGUCGGCGUUGAUGCCCUGGUGACGUUGAAUUUCCACAAAGCAAGAGAAAGUUCCUUCUAUCUGUACAGUAGUCGUUUUGUGAAUAAGCUACUCUACCUGUGCUUCGGAACCCAGCAAGUGGUCCAACAGGAUUGCGUGGAACUAGAGAAAAACCUUGAACUCUACCUCGAUGGCGAACGAAUCGAGUUACCUCAGCUGCAGUCCGUCGUUGUGUUGAACAUUGAUUCAUGGGGUGCCGGUGUCAAACUGUGGGAAAUGAGUAAAAACUCCCCGACGCAUAGCAUCAUGAAGGAAAUUCACAGUAUUUCCGAUGGCAUUUUGGAAGUGUUUGGUGUGGUUUCAUCAUUUCAUAUCGCCCAGCUGCAGGUGGGCCUUAGCAAACCGGUCCGGUUGGGGCAGGCGAAAAGUGUACGGAUCGUGCUAAAACGAACCCUCCCGAUGCAAGCGGACGGGGAACCGUGGAUGCAGUCGCCCUGUGAUAUCAACAUUCAGCACUACGGCCAGGCGACGAUGUUGAAAAAUGUCAAAAAGUGAGCAAUGAAAAGCCAGCCACUGCUCCGAUGUGAGUCGAAAAUGUUUGAGCAAAACGAGGUAUCUGAUAUUUCACGUUCAAGUGAGAUGUUCCCGCUAUUCAACUGUGGACUGCAUCACGUGUUCGGUUCCACGUUGGGGCUCGUCUUUGUUAGUAUCACCGCAGCGAAUUGCGGAUUUGCCAAACAAAAGUCCUUACCUUCCUACUUAUGCUUUUAUGUGUCAUUGAACAUUUUCGGGUUGCAACCGAUUUUACCGGGUUACUACUAUUAGAACAAACGUUAAAUGGCGUGUUUGCGAGUGUGUUGCAUGAAAAAUCUUUUGUUUCUAUCGUGCAUACCGAUUGAAGUAUAUUUAUAGCGUAAGCCACCAAUCCACCUUAGGCGAAAUAACUUAAACCACAGAUGUAAUCGAUAUAACCACUCUCUAGUACUGGUGUAUUCUCACCGUUCAAGUGAAUUUUUACCCACAUACUCUAUCGCUAAUGUUGAUCUCAAGAAGAACGUCACUUUUACACCGAAUCAUCAAGCAAACUGCAAUCUCUCCCAAUCUGUUAAAACUAAUGUUACACUCGGUUCUAGAUAGAUGUAUUUAAACUUUUUAAAAUCAGCUUCCACAAAGAAGAAUCAGUCAGCUUCAACAAACGAGAAGCGCGAUUAUUGCUGCCCUUUCUGUUCGGCGAUGUUUAGAUUAUCUCCUGAUAACACUCAUCGUGUACAUCGGAAGCGUUAAAUCGUUGAAUAUUUUAUUGGAAAAGAAAAACACCCACAGUAGAGAAAAAAGCAGGCAUCGGAUCCAACGUCUAGUACGGGUUGCGGUAAACGGAAAGGGACAAAAUAAAUGCGUACAUUUUCUUCAAAAUAGUUUGAUUGUCCGAACAAACAAUGCUACCAAUCAAAACUAAGUACUGUACGCAUGAUAACUGCUCGAAGGAAAAAGAGGGAAGAACGUUGUAUA